AUGGUUGACCUUACACGACGCGGCAUCUGUAUGUGUCAGGGCGUCGUCUACGAGGUAGAGGGCAAGCCAGAGAAGACGAUGGCCUGCUACUGUAAGCAUUGCAAGCUUAAUGCCGGGGGUGCCUUUCAAAUAGUAGCCUCCUUCAACAAGGAGCAAGUAAAGGUAGUCUCUGGCGAAAAUCUCAUUGGCACCUGGACCCUCAAGGAUACCACCACUGGCAACGACAAGCACAAACGCUUCUGUACUCGCUGUGGGUGCACCCUUUGGACUGUCCCAAUGAUGUUCGGCGGCGACAAGUUCAUGGUGAGAACGUCCUUAUUAGAGAAUGGGCUCGAGGACUAUAAGCCUGAAGGGGAAAUCUUUACUGCCGGAAGGCCUGCAUACAUCGAGGCCAUCAGAGGAAUCUAG
Molecule: messenger RNA, 408 nt
Organism: Nannizzia gypsea CBS 118893
Lineage: Eukaryota; Fungi; Ascomycota; Eurotiomycetes; Onygenales; Arthrodermataceae
Exons: 3
Coding region: 1-408 (135 amino acids)
Molecular function (GO): carbon-sulfur lyase activity
Source: RefSeq, a predicted model, not a curated record